AGAGCCUGUGGUUUUCGAGGUCUCAUUAAAUGGCUAAGCAUCCUUGUCGGCAGAUAUGCUGCGAAUCAGUCAACUACAGUACAUCUGGAUGCCGGAAGCGUCCACGCCCAUACGGAGCAGACAUAUCUUCGACGCAACCGAUAUCUGUGUGGUCUUCCGCUUUCGGUCCUUACAAAGAGCUCUUUUGAUGCGGUUGAGACAAAGGCUCGGGAUAGAUAUAAUUGCCAUGAUUUACCACCGAGUAUGCUUGCUAUAGCAUCGGCCGUGAACAGUGAAAUCUGGAAUUCCUCUAUAAGGAUAAUCAACAUGAGCGAAGACAUAUCAAGCGAUGCCCCUAUAGUUUCAAAAGGGCCGCUCGAGCAGAAGCUAAACCGAACAAUCGACGACUUCAAUUGGGAUCAAUCAAAACAGAAGGUUGGGCUGGAUAUGUCCGACUUCUUUGAGCCGCCUUACAUUAAUGGACAUCCCGCCCGAUUGUUCUACGCGUCCCAGCGAGUUAUGACGAUACUCUGGCAGAUCAAUAACAGUCCUGAAUGGAAGAGAUUCCGAGGCCAGCUCCAAUAUGCCGUAGACACAAUGGAUGGGAUUAAUACUAUGAUCUGCCUGGGCCUUGACCAAUUCUCCGGGGGACUCGGCGAUGCUGGUACAUCUACCAACGCCUGGGUUACACAGUACGCCGUCUUUGUGUAUAUAUGGAAGGCUAUUGACGAUAAGUGGAGAAUUGAGUGCACACGGGCGGGACGUGAACAUACUCCUGUGAAAAGAAUUUUUCAGGAUCCUGCAUUCGAUACUCGAACAAAGUAUCUACUCCAGAAGAUACCACGCGAUACCGAUACUGGAACAAAUACCGUGGUGGAUCAUCCGGAAGUCCAGGAGAUGCUCAAGAAAGACAAGAAGGCCUUUGUGUACGCGCCCCACCUACCAAGUAGACUGAACCCGCAGAUCUUAUCUCUUCGUCCAGACUACUUCAUGGGCAAUAGUUCGAAGGGAAGUGGUGGCUGGGAUGCUGCCAUGAUGGAGACAUACAUAGAAGAAUCCUUAGUCAACCACGACACGAACAUUGGGCCAGAAGUCAACGAAAUCGGGUCCAAGAUCAGGUUAGCCGGAUGGGCUUACCAAGAGACGAUGUUGGACACCACGGAGCUCAGCUAUCCACAACAUCUCGCAAGCAUGUCCAUUUUCCGCCGGACAGGGUGAUAGUUCCACAUCCCGAGGACGCGGCGAUAGGUGGUUCAUCGCACUGGAAACUGGAAAUAGGUACCCUUCGGAACAUGGAGAUGGCGGGAUAGAUUGAGAAGGUCGAUGUCAUCUGAGAGCCGUCUGCGGAUGUUCAGUAUCGUUUCAUGUCGUUACAACCAGAUAUGUAGCAGGUCAUGUCGUCUGUCUAGAGACAAGAGCGGUCUCAUACUGCUGCAGGUUGAUUGCGCCUGCAGACCAGAUGAUGACGGCUUGGACUUGGAUACGGUUCG
Messenger RNA from Aureobasidium subglaciale EXF-2481, 1469 nucleotides. RefSeq lists its product as uncharacterized. The record is from RefSeq and is a predicted model, not a curated record. The transcript has a single exon. Lineage: Eukaryota; Fungi; Ascomycota; Dothideomycetes; Dothideales; Saccotheciaceae. Bases 244 to 1197 code for a protein of 317 amino acids.